UCCGGGCAGAAUGAGUGAGUACUAUUUUCAAUACUAACAUUAAUCAGAAUAAGUCCAAGGACAACAGUUACAACAUGAAAAUCAGCACGACAAAUGGAUGCUUGGUGACGAUUAUUGUGUAUCAGAUAAGUACAAACUGUUGAAACAGAAUACUCAACGAUUUGAAAAAGAUUCUGCAAUUUUGUCUGGUUUACGUGUCUUGGCUUGGAAUGAUAUAUAUCUCUUUGGCAAUAAUAUUUUUCGCUCAGUUACGAGAUAUUUUGGGGCUCAAGUGCAUCAAUCUAUCACGUCUGGCCUGGGGUUCGAAUUAUAUCGUCCAGAAAGAUGCAAUAAAGAACUUCACUAAUGCAUGGAUGUCUCUGAGUCCCUCAUACGACUGAUGUGAAGGUUAAAGCCGGCUUCAUCAAUAAAAACACAGUUCUUCUCGAAGCCCAUGUAACUGUC
This is a messenger RNA of Cokeromyces recurvatus, 444 nucleotides long. RefSeq lists its product as uncharacterized. Bases 98 to 346 code for a protein of 82 amino acids. The transcript has 3 exons. The record is from RefSeq and is a predicted model, not a curated record. NCBI's taxonomy places the organism in Eukaryota, Fungi, Mucoromycota, Mucoromycetes, Mucorales, Mucoraceae.